AUGGAUUUCCCUACACAAGCUAGAACAGUUCAAAAAACUCUUAUGGCUUCCAUAUUGCUGCUACUUGUAUUGUUGAUGCCUGCCCUGCAAAUAACAGGUCAUAUUGGGGAAGGGAGAUUCGAACAUAGGACCUCGGAUGCAAGGGUGACUACUCUUAACUACUUGAGUGCACAAUCUGUUGGUGUUUGUUAUGGACGAAAUGGCAACAAUUUACCAUCCGAAACAGAAGUCGUUGACUUGUACAAAAGCCAUGGCAUUGGAAGAAUGAGAAUUUAUGAACCCAAUGAUCCAACCUAUCAAGCCCUUAAAGGUUCCAACAUAGAACUCACCGUGACCAUCCUCAACGACAAGCUUCAAGGCCUCACUAAUGCUGCUGCUGCAACAGAUUGGAUCCAAAAGAAUGUACUAGCCUUCCCUGACGUCAAGUUCAAAUACAUCGCGGUUGGGAACGAAGUACAACCCACCGAUCCCCAGAGCCAGUAUCUCCUCCCAGCCAUCCAAAACAUUCAUAAUGCAAUUGUAGCAGCCAAUCUGCAAGGCCAGAUCAAAGUCUCAACAGCAAUUUACACAACCCUUGUGGACAAUGCCUACCCUCCUUCAGCUGGAAAAUAUAGUGAUGCUGCAAAGUCAUUCAUAACCCCAGUUAUCAACUUCCUAGCCAGCAAUGGGGCCCCUCUUCUUGUCAAUGUGUAUCCUUACUUCAGCUACACUGAAAAUCCUGCUCAAAUAGAACUUGCCUAUGCCUUAUUCACCUCACAAGGGAUCACGACGCCCGAUGGUGUAAAGUACCAUAACCUGUUUGAUGCUCUUUUGGAUGCUCAGUACUCGGCUCUUGAGAAAGCCAAUGCUUCCAACGUGGAGAUCGUCGUGUCGGAGAGCGGCUGGCCAUCCAAAGGUGGUUAUGCUGCAACCCCUCAAAAUGCACAAACAUUCUACCAGAAUUUGAUCAACCAUGUGACAGGUACUAGUGGGACUCCGAAGAGGCCUGGAAAAGCUAUAGAAACUUACCUUUUUGCCAUGUUUGAUGAAAAUAUCAAGGCCGGUAGUGAAGUUGAGAGACACUUUGGUAUUUUCAACCCCACGAAAAUUGUACAAUGCGCCAGGUGCAUGGAUGCGCCAAUUAUGUGGGCCAUUGGAUGA
Messenger RNA from Prunus armeniaca (apricot), 1140 nucleotides. The record is from the annotation of a GenBank genome assembly. Lineage: Eukaryota; Viridiplantae; Streptophyta; Magnoliopsida; Rosales; Rosaceae.